AUGAGUGGAUUCGACCCAUCUUCAGUUAGCUCGGAUGACUUCGCCGAGCCGACCACCCCAUCGAAGUGGGAGCCAAUAUUGGAUGCAAAUCCUGGCCUGCCACGUGUCAUUAUCCAAAAGACAAUGGCUUUUCGACGGAACACGAGAGCUCACAACUACGAGGAUCCGAACCCUAGGGGUGAGGAGGCAGCGGAUCCAAAUGUUUCCUCGACAGUUCCUGGAGGGGUAGCACCCCCGGUCCCGCAGGCAGCACCUCAGGGAGUUCCCCAGAUUCAACAAGAGGAGGUCCAGUUUAUCAGGGAUUUCAAACGCUUCGGACCACCCGUUUUCAACGGGGUGAGUGAGAGGCCUACUACGGCCGAGGAAUGGGUCAGGGAGUUGGAAGCCCUUUAUGUGUAUUUGGGAUGCUCCGACGAAUUCAAGGUUCGGGGAGCAGUGUUUAUGCUUCGGAGAGAAGCAGUAAACUGGUGGGAGUUGGUGGCGGCAGCGGAGGAUCACGCCAACACACCCAUCACAUGGGCGAGGUUUAAGAACUUACUCUAUGAGUACUAUUUCCCCGUGACUAUCAGGAAUGAAAAACGGGCAGAGUUUCUCCGUCUCACUCAAGGGAGCCUAACUGUGGCCCAACACGAGAGGAAGUUCACUAAGCUGUCGUGUUUUGGAAUGCAAUAUAUUCCUACUAAACAAUUAAAGAUUGACAAGUUCAAUGACGUUUUGCGUAGGGAGAUCAAGGGGUUACUUGUUCUCAAGGAACCAAAUACUUAUGCAGCAGCAGUCAGGUGUGCGUUGGUUAUAGACAAAUGUCUCGAGGAACCUCAGUCUCAACAGGUGAUGGGCUCCAGCUCGGGGGUCAAGAGGAAAUUUGCAUCGUUCUCCUCCAGUCAACUCUCGAGGGGACACCAGCAGCUUGUGCAAAGGCAGACUAUUUCUCCGGUGUGCCCCUCUUGUAAGAAGAGCCAUGCUGGGCCGUGUUGGGCGGGAAAGAGAAUAUGUUACAGGUAUCAGAAGGAAGGAUAUUUUGCAAGGGGGUGUCCAAUGACCGGCUCGAAUACCCAAGCUUUAGGCCAGAGGAUCCCUGCUACGGCGGCAACUCAAGGAUCUGUGUUGGUCACUAGUCAAGUGGUGAAAGGAGGCCAGCUCUCUUUCAAUGGUCAGACCGUGGAGGUAAAGUUAAUCCAACUGGAUAUGCAGGAUUUCGAUGUGAUACUAGGCAUGGAUUGUCAAGGCCAGGGUCCCGAGGGUGGUGUCGGCAUUGAAGGCCAGCCAUCUUCUCCAGAUGGUGUCUGGGCCUAUUUGGCUAGCAUUGUGGAUACAAGGAAGGUUUUGCCGGCCAUUGAGGCGGUUCGUGUGGUCAAUGAGUUCUCUGACAUGUUUCUGGAGGACCUCCCCGGUUUGCCUCCGUCCCGCGAAGUGGACUUUUGUAUAGAGUUGCUGCCAGGGACGACUCCCAUCUCGAAAGCACCCUAUCGAAUGGCUCCGGUAGAGUUGAAAGAGCUGAAGCUACAGUUGGAAGAAUUACUCGACAAGGGUUUAAUUCGCCCAAGCGUAUCCCCUUGGGGUGCGCCCGUGCUUUUUGUUAAGAAAAAGGACAAUUCUAUGCAACUUUGUAUAGAUUACAGGGAACUAAACAAAGUUAUGGUUAAGAAUAAGUAUCCCCUACCACGCAUUGAUGACCUUUUUUAUCAGCUUCAGGGGGCAAACGUGUUCUCAAAGAUAGACUUGUGUUCGGGGUACCACCAGUUAAGGUUAAAGGAGGCCGACAUCUCGAAGACGACGUUCAGAACAAGGUAUGGGCACUAUGAGUUUGUCGUGAUGUCUUUUGGACUCACAAAUGCUCCGGCAGCCUUUAUGGAUCUAAUGAAUCGGGUCUUUAAGGAGUAUUUAGAUUCUUUUGUCAUCGUGUUCAUCGACGACAUCCUGAUAUACUCCAAGACUGAGCAGUGCCACGAAGAACAUCUCAGACAGGUUUUGACUACACUACAGGGAAAUAAGUUGUAUGCAAAGUUUUCAAAGUGUGAGUUAUGGCUGGACCAAGUGGCUUUCGUAGGACACAUAGUCACCAAGGAAGGUAUUGCAGUAGACCCCACCAAGGUAGAAGCUAUUAGCAAUUGGCCAAGACCUAGUUCAGUUACAGAGAUUCAUAGCUUCCUCGGCUUGGCUGGUUAUUACAGAAAGUUCAUCCAGAAUUUCUCUCGGAUAGCGGCACCGUUGACGCAGUUGACUCGUAAGAAUGCUACCUUCACUUGGAGCAGCGAGUGUAAGGAGGCUUUCCAAGAACUGAAGAAGCGUUUGGUGUCUGCACCGGUGUUAACUGUCCCCGAUGGGACGGGAGGUUUGGUGGUUUACAGUGAUGCCUCGCGAAGGGGCUUGGGGUGUGUGCUGAUGCAACAUGGGAAAGUUAUAGCUUAUGCUUCUCGACAACUGAAGGCGCAUGAGCUUAACUAUCCCACUCAUGAUUUAGAAUUAGCAGCAGUGGUCUUCGCCUUAAAGUUGCGGAGGCACUACCUUUACGGAGAGAGAAUUCAGGUCUUCACGGAUCAUCAGAGUUUGAAGUACCUUUUCACCCAGAAGGAGCUUAACUUGAGAAAGAGGCGGUGGUUAGAGUUGGUGAAGGACUAUGAUUGUUAG
This is a messenger RNA of Momordica charantia (bitter melon), 2628 nucleotides long. NCBI's taxonomy places the organism in Eukaryota, Viridiplantae, Streptophyta, Magnoliopsida, Cucurbitales, Cucurbitaceae. The record is from RefSeq and is a predicted model, not a curated record.